AUGAACAACAUCACGUCAUGGAUGCAGCAAGCAAAAGAAGUCACUAAAAAAAUCUCCGAUAUGAUGUAUAUACCACCAGCGGAUAAUACUCAAUCAGAGAAAAUCUUGGAUAAUGCUGUAUCCGAGGAAAUACGCAUUAAAAUGAAAACUAAAGAAAACUCCAUCAGCUUAAAAGAAGUGGAAAACAAAGAAAAUAUCUCAUCGACGGUAGAACUUGGAAAUACUGAUGUUAAUCGAGGUGUUGGAGGAUUAGGUCGAAGCAAGCUUGAAACUAAUGCUGCUACGACUGUCGAAGCUGCAAGGAAAUAUGCAAAUUCCUUGUUUUCUUUGGCAAAAGAGGCUACAGCAAAAGCUGCAAUAACCGCUGAAGAAACCGCGAAAAAACUGCAAAAUGCUGUCACUGAAAAGACAAUAAUUGGUAACUUGGAUAAAGAGCAAGCGAAAUUCAAAGACGAAGUAAAUGCAAAUAAAUUAACAGCUUGCAUAUUACCGUGGUCCGAUCUGCCAGAUCAAUGGGUUGCUAAAAAACACAUUUUAUCACUCUCACUGGAUGAUCGAAAUUUUACUCGCGAUCCCCCAUCAGAGACGAAUUUUGACUUUGCACAGAUGCAGUCGGUGGCAGCUGCUUUGCUCGAAAAUGACCCGAAUUUGAGAAAAAUUAGAUUUCAGCUUGUCCCAAAAAAGUUGAACGAAGAACGUUUUUGGAGAAAUUAUUUUUAUCGUGUUUCACUAGUAAGACAGGCAGCUGUAGGACAGAAUUGUUUACGCGUCGCAGAAGUCCCCAUUUCAUCAAAAGCCAACGAGCAGGGAGAAAGUAUAAAAUCAUCUGAUUUUGAAGAGAAAGAAGCAGAAGAGGAAAAAGUAAAAAUAAACAAAGGAGAUAAAAUUUCAAAAACCAGUAUGAAAGAGCGAAAGGAAGCUGAAAAUGAAGACAGUGAAGCGGAGAAUAGAAAGCUAAAUGAAAUUCGUGAAAAUAUCAGCGCUACACAAGAAAAGAUUGGAGAAGAAUUUGAAGGAGAUUUUACAAAUUCUUUAAAUGAAUAUGAAUUUGUAAGUGGUCAAAUAGAUAAAACAGAUGAGCAGUCGGAAGAGAAAUUGACUGAAAUGGUCAAUUCAGCAUGA
Acanthocheilonema viteae is the source of this 1122-nucleotide messenger RNA. Lineage: Eukaryota; Metazoa; Nematoda; Chromadorea; Rhabditida; Onchocercidae. The record is from the annotation of a GenBank genome assembly.